GCCGCUCAUCAUCCAUCAACAUCAAUUCAACCUCCACCAUCGAACCUCAUCGCGGCGACUUCCAUCGUGCUUUGUCGCCAUUCUACACAAUCAACAAGCUUGAAGUUCGGCCAAGCGAUCGGCGGCAAGAUGCAAACUUACCGAAACUAUCAAGCGAACCAGCAUGCGACGUCGGCGAGACGAGGUCCUGGACCAAUGGUCGCACCACCUCAGGCACACGCCGGCCAACCGGCUUUGACUCCUGCGCAAAUUCAGGCGCAACACUUGGAGGCCCUCCGUAGACACGAUCUGGCGCGCAGACAAGCCAAGAAGCCGACCGACCGCGAUAUCCCGGACGAGAUUAGCGAGGCUGUGGUGGGAGAUGGAGUCGAGCGAUACAGGAAGCUACGCGAGGUGGAGCGCAAACUUGACGCAGCCAUGAUGCGCAAGAGAUUGGACAUCAGCGACAACCUUCAGCGACGGUACACAAGAAAAGAGGGAAUUCUGCGGGUAUGGAUAUCCAACACAGUAGAGGGACAGCCAUGGCAAGCAUUGGAAGACGGGAUCGGCAAUGACGAUGGCAUGUUUGAGUUGGGCGAGAACCAGGCGACGUAUCGGGUGAAGAUUGAGGGACGUUUACUGGACGACUCUGAGGAGGAAGAGGACGACAAGCCAGCCACCGCACACCGACCACGCCUCAGCUCGUUCUUCAAAGCCAUCACAAUCGACUUUGACCGCAACCCGAACCUUCAGCCAGACGGUACCAGUCAGAUCGAAUGGAGGAAACCUCAACCCGGACCGCAGAACCCGAACUACGAUGCCAAUAGUGCAGAGGCAGCCUUCGACACUCUGGAGUUUACGCGGAAAUCUGACGAGCCGAUCAAUGUGACGAUCAACCUCGUUCGAGACGAGAAGAGUGAGCGCUUUAGGUUGAGUCCAGAACUGGCUGAAAUUCUGGACACAGAGGAGGAAGACCGCGCUGGCGCUGUGCAGGGCGUAUGGGAGUAUUGUCGAGCAAUGGGGCUUCAAGAGGAUGACGAUAAGAGGAAGAUCAUUUGCGACGAACCGUUAAAGAGGCUCUUCAAGGCGGACCAAGUAUAUUUCCCAUACGUUCCAGAUCAUCUACAACAUCACCUGCACCCGCUCCCGCCAAUUCAACUUCAAUACACUAUCCGUGUCGACAAGCCAUACAUCACGGGCACACCGAAUCCCGAACUGGAUGCAGAAGAUGAAGAUUCGACAGAGAUGAAACCAUGUCGACCGACCGUCUACGACAUUCGAGUACCACUCCCCAACCCUCUCCACCACCAACUCACCCGCUUCCACACCUCGAAAGCACACAUCGGUGAUCUUCAAACCAUCGUCAACACCGACGACGACCUCGCCUUGCUGGUCCAGAAGAUUCACCAAACGAAUGCCAAGCGCAAGUUCUACGACAAUCUGGCCAAGGACCCGACGUCCUUUAUCAAGCGCUGGGUCAGCAGUCAGCAGAGAGAUCUGGAGGUCAUCCUUGCGGAAGCGACGCGUGGAGGAGGCGAGGACGCCAACGGCGAGGAGUUCCGUCGCGGUGGAAAGGAGGGCGUGUGGGGAACUGAUCUUGCAAAGGAGAGUGUUGGCUUGUGGUUGGCUAGGAACACCAAGGCGCAUUGAUCUGCCGGCUUGUGUCGUCCUGCGUUGGUAGGUAGGCCAGAUUGGGAUCGUUUAGCGUGGAGCAAGGCGUGUUUGAAGAGCUACGGAAUGCCAGGAUAAGGCAGCUAUAGGAGACAGCGACACAAUAACAUAUUUUGUGCCGC
Molecule: messenger RNA, 1772 nt
Organism: Zymoseptoria tritici IPO323
Lineage: Eukaryota; Fungi; Ascomycota; Dothideomycetes; Mycosphaerellales; Mycosphaerellaceae
Product: SWI/SNF complex protein
Exons: 3
Coding region: 130-1629 (499 amino acids)
Biological process (GO): regulation of transcription by RNA polymerase II
Cellular component (GO): nucleus; SWI/SNF complex
Source: RefSeq, a predicted model, not a curated record